Molecule: messenger RNA, 3450 nt
Organism: Nerophis lumbriciformis (worm pipefish)
Lineage: Eukaryota; Metazoa; Chordata; Actinopteri; Syngnathiformes; Syngnathidae
Gene: sec63
Product: SEC63 homolog, protein translocation regulator
Biological process (GO): SRP-dependent cotranslational protein targeting to membrane; post-translational protein targeting to endoplasmic reticulum membrane
Cellular component (GO): Sec62/Sec63 complex
Molecular function (GO): RNA binding; transmembrane protein transporter activity
Source: RefSeq, a predicted model, not a curated record
CCACGUACACCAACGCUGUUCGCUCGUUAGCUCAGCAGUCCGUCAUUCAGGUAGCAGCAGCGGGCUCACACCAGGGGGACGCGCCGGCUCGGCGAACAAGAGCUUUCGGAGGACUUGGCAGCGCCGCGACGAAAAUGGCUGGCCAGCAGUUCCAGUACGAUGACAGCGGCAACACGUUUUUCUAUUUCCUCACCUCUUUCGUGGGACUCAUUGUCAUCCCGGCCACCUAUUACCUCUGGCCCCGGGAUCAGAAUGCUGAACAAUUGCGUCUGAAGAGUCUCCGGAGGGUCCAUGGCAGGUGCCUGUGGUACCGUCUCAGGCUGAUGAAGUCCCAGCAGAGCAUCAUCCCCACCUUAAAGAAAGCUGCCUUGUUGUUUGGCUGGGUUGUCUUCCUGCUACUGGCGUACAAGGUGUCCAAGCUGGACAGGGAAUACCAGGAGUAUAAUCCUUAUGAAGUUCUCAACCUGGACCCGGGAUCAUCGCUGUCUGAAAUCAAGAAGCGAUACCACGUGUUGUCACUCAAAUACCAUCCAGACAGACGCGGCGACGAGGGCACCUUUAUGAGAAUCGCCAAAGCUUAUGCUGCUCUCACUAAUGAACAAUCCCGUAAAAACUGGGAAAUGUACGGCAACCCGGAUGGCCCAGGAGCGACCAGCUUUGGCAUCGCCUUGCCAGCCUGGAUUGUGGACCAGAAGAACUCAAUGCUGGUGUUGUUGGUAUACGGUCUAGCCUUCAUGGUCAUCCUCCCAGUUGUUGUGGGUACAUGGUGGUACCGCUCCAUCCGAUACAGCGGAGACCAGAUCCUCAUCAACACCACCCAGCUCUUCAUGCACUUCAUGUACAAGACGCCCAACAUGAACAUGAAGCGGUUAGUGAUGGUGCUAACGGCAGCGUUUGAGUUUGAUCCUCGCAGCAAUAAAGAAGCCACCAUAAGACCCACAGACAACAUUGAAGUCCCACAGUUGAUCCGAGAGCUUGGAAACAUCAAUGUGAAGAAAAAAGAGCCUCCCUUCUGCUACCCCUACAGUCUGAAGGCCAGAGUUUUAGUGCUCUCUCACCUGGCACGAAUGGACGUGUCUGAUGAGUUGGAGGAAGAUCAGAGGUUUGUGGUGAGAAAGAGUCCUGCUCUCCUGCAGGAGAUGAUUAAUGUGGGCUGUCAGCUGACCAUGAUGGCCAACAGCAGAGGAGGUUUCCACGCUCCUCGUCUGGUCACCAUCGAGAACUGCAUGAAGCUGACGCAGAUGAUUGUGCAGGGCCUGCAGGAGUCCAAGUCGCCUCUGCUGCAGCUGCCGCACUUUGAGGAGGAGCAUCUGCGCUACUGCAUCUCCAAAAAGUACAAAGUUCGGAGCCUGCAGGACCUGGUGAGUCUCAAAGACUCCGACAGACGUAUCAUGCUGCGCUUCCUGGGGGAGGAAAAGUAUGACGAGGUCCUGGCCGUGCUGGGCAGCUUCCCUCACAUCACCAUGGAUACCAAAUUACAAGUGCUCGAUGACGAAGACAGCAGUAACAUCACAGCGGGCUCCAUCGUCACGGUUACAGUCACCUUAACCAGAAAAAAGAUGGCGGAGAUGUUUGAGAAAGAGCAGGAGUCAACACCGUGUCCAGGAGAGGACACCACACCUGCAGAAGAAGCACAGGGAGACUUGAAUAAAGCCAAAACAAAAGUAUGGCAGAACAAGAAUAAAAGCACCAAAAAGUCCAAGAAGAAGAAGUUAACCAAGAAGAAGGCCACACCGGCACUGACAAAAAGCAAGCAGGCCAACGGCAGCGUGGCAAACGAUGUGGUGUCUACUACGACGACGACGAAGGAAGAUGAUGAGGAGGUCUCGGACAAAGGGAGCGAGUCGGACGAGGGCGAGACCAACAAAGACUCCCCCAGCGAGCGGGACGAGGACAGUGACAAGCAGAGCGACACUGAGGUGGAUGAGAUGGGCGGCGACGACGAGGAGGAGUGGGAGGCACUGCAGCAAAGCAUCCAGAGGCGAGAGCGCGCCCUGCUAGAGACCAAGUCCAAGGUGACGCACUCCGCCUACAGCCUCUACUAUGCUGAGGAGAAGCAGGAGUGGUGGUGGCUCUACAUCGCCGACCGCAGAGACCAGACGCUGGUGUCCAUGCCCUACCACGUCUGUACGCUCAAAGACACAGAGGAGGUGGAGCUCAAGUUUCCGGCACCUUCCAAAACAGGAAACUACCAAUACUCUGUAAUCCUGCGCUCUGAUUCCUACCUGGGACUGGACCAGAUCAAACCGCUUAAGCUGGAGGUGCACGAGGCCAAGGCCAUGUUGGACAACCAUCCCCAGUGGGACAUCCCUGACACAGAAGAGGAGGACGAGGAGCAGGAAGACAGUGACGGCAUCGAAGAGAGCGAUGAUGACGACGACGAUGAUGAUAACGACUGAACACACACACACACAAACACACUAACAGCGACACACUUUCUCACACACCACCGCGCACCUCCUUAGACACGCCCAUCUCAGACAGACCACCUCCUACAUCCUCCUACAACACACACUCACUGACAAAGACUCAGCUGGGACAUUUGCUCGCCUCUUUUUUACUCUGACAUUUACACCCGCGUGUGUGUGUGUGUGUGUGAAGAGUAUUUCUAAUAACCUUGUAAGAGUUUGUACAGGUGUGACAGUUGGUGUGGACUGGACACGACCACAUGUCAGCUUAUAUGUGCAACAACAACACAACAAGCUGUGUUCCUUUUGCCUCAAGUUGUCACAAUCACCCGACAACAAUUAAUGAUACUUUCUAUGUACGCUUUCAAGCUGCACACCCUAUUAGCCACGUCCAGAGUGGCUGCACACCACUUCAGCAACUUAGCAAGUGAGCACUAUCACCUCCUGUUUUCUUGUAGCACAUUCCAGUGUGUGGUCAUGUGGUCCUGGUCCACAGAAACCUUACUUUAUAAGCCAACAACGUCCACUUGGGUGCCAUGCAUCCACCAUUCUUUCUGCUGGCAGUAUUGCUUCUUUUGUGUGCGCGUCUGGACCUCUGGUGUCCCCCUGUGGGUCAAAGUCACUGCUUGCAGUGUGCAGUUGAUUGAACAUUAAAGUUAGUUUUUUUUGUGCUGGAAAUACACUUCCUUCUCUGUUCAUAAUACAAAACGCCAAGUGUUAAUUUGACCUUUUUUUGGUGGUUUAAACAGCUUCACUCGUGUUCCAUUGAGGCUUUAUGCUAGCAGGCGACCGUAGUGUGUGUGUAUACAGUAAGGCUGCACAACAGAAUGUAGCAUCAACGAUUUUUGACGCCGUGUGGACAAAAAGUUCAGUGAGGUUCAAAAAAAGACCAUGAAGACUCUCACUAUACUGACAGACCCUAAAAGUACUCGACUAUCUUCUAUCUGCCACUCUUGUUUACAAAGAACUGUCAUUGUAAAUGAAAAAAAUAUAUUAUUUGUAUUUAAAAUCAUUUCAAAUAAAAUCUUUUAAAUGAUGACAA